CGUUCGUCCUGGGUAAAAAAAAACACUCCAAGUAUAGCUGGAGUUUUACAGUUAAUUCUUUCGAAGAAAAUGAUGAACCACCCAAAGAAAGCUGGAGAAAGGCGCUCUGAUAGGUUAAGUGCUCUUCCAGAAGCCAUUAUUGGUCACAUCCUUUCGUUUCUCGACACCAAGUCUGCUGUUCAAACCUCUGUACUGUCGCGAGCACUGCAAAGUGCUUGGAAGCAAGUUCCUGUCAUUAACCUCCAUAGCAAUUCCUUCAAAGAGUAUCGGAAUUUCCGAAGCUUUGUGUCCAAGGUUUUGUCCCUCCGCUGCAAUGUCAAUGUCCAGAAGCUGAGGUAUAUCGACCACGAUCAUAGUUACGAGGAUCGAGAUGUUAGUCUGUUUGUCGAGGUCAUUAAGUAUGCUCUAUCUCAUAAUACUCAACAUCUGGUGAUUGACCUCGAGAAUGGAACGGACUAUUAUCAAGAUUGUUACAAGUACUCCGACUUGUUUGGGUCAGUUCUGGAUUCCAAUCUCACAACUCUAGAAUUAAGAUCUGUCAUUGUGGAUAGUGGAUUUAGAUCUUCUGGUUUUCGGGUACUAACAACUUUAUGUCUGCGCGGGUGCCUGCUGGUUUCUGAUUCGGAGGUGGACAUCGAUCUUUUUUCUAAUUUACCCUGCCUGGAGAAUUUGGUACUGAGGCAUUGCCCUCUUGAUCACCGCUAUCCAAUUGCGGAUGAAAGGAUUGUGAAUAUAACUGGACCUGAAUUGCUUAGCCUGACAGUGGAUGACUCGUGGUUUCCAAAGAUUGAAAUAACUGCACCAAAGCUCCAAUUCUUCAUUUUUUGGCAUACCUCGCUCCUCCAAAAAUUCUCCAAGUUAAGCCUUCCUUCCGUGGUUCACGCUGAUAUUAACGACUGUAUUGGUGGGUACGGGGAAGGGGAAGAACAGAUGGCGCUACAGUUGAUCUCCUUGUUCCAGGGGGUGAGUAAUGCAAAAUCACUAGUGCUGGACGCCUAUGGCAUUGAGGAAUUGAACAAAAUUUUUGAGUUUUUGGAAAAACACCCCUCCCCCUUUACGAGGUUGGAGUCAUUGAUGGUGGACAUCGACACCACGACCAUGUCCAUACCCUUGAAAUUGGUCAAUUACUUGUUCAAAAGAAGUUCUUGCACAAAUCCGAAGAUCGAGUUUGCAGAGCGUUAGAGUUGACGAUCUUGCACUAGUUUCUUGCUUAACGCAGUGGAAUUAUUCCUUCUCAGAGAUUGUUCUGAAUCUCUUUGCCAUAUGUUAAGCUGUUGAGUUUGUUUGAUUCUGAAGUAUCAAUUUGAUCCAUCAAUCAGUUAUUCGAUAAACCAAAUUGCGAUGU
This is a messenger RNA of Linum trigynum, 1345 nucleotides long. The record is from the annotation of a GenBank genome assembly. NCBI's taxonomy places the organism in Eukaryota, Viridiplantae, Streptophyta, Magnoliopsida, Malpighiales, Linaceae.